ACGCGGUAAAAUGUAUCCGUAGCAACUGUAGUAAUCUUAAAUUUAUUGAAACAACAAAUAUCUGUUAGUAGUAUAGGCCGUAUAUAACAGUAGAGUAAAUGAAUUCGAAUUUCAUUUCUGCCUUCAAAAUUCAUGGUGUACCAAUACUUCCGCCUGUGAUUUCUUCGGAAUUGCGGUCAGAAAUAAUUCAGUAUCGCAAACGAUCACAAGAGAUUGAAAUGAAAAUUCUGGAAAAGAAGCUGUUGAAACAAAAUACUAUUCAGCUAUAUGACAAUGUUGAAAAACAAAAAGAGAGUUCUCAACAAAUAACUGUAAUUGAAUCGAAGAAAUCUAUUAAAUCAGAUUCUUUAGGUAUACCAUCUUUAUGUUCUGAUAUUCCUAAUUCGUUUUUGAAAUCGCCUGAUCUUGAAAAAACUGAACAAGAGAAAUUCUACUGUUCUGACCAAGCAUCCUCUCAGCCGAGGUUAAUUAGAUCAAAUUCAUACACUUUGGAUUAUCCAAGCCCAUUGUUAAUGAAGCAUAUUAAUAAGCAAUGUUCAGAUAUUAAAAACACUAAUACGAUAGAGCAAAUUCCUCAAGAACAUACGAACGAUAACAUAAAAAGGUCUUACUUUAAAGAUGUCCAAUCUACUCAUAUAAAUAAACAAGAAUGGGUAAACUCCAGCAAAACUCCGUCUAAGGCUGCCGCGCAUGUCAAGAAACUAAAAAGUCCUUAUAAAACUACCAAAUUGAAUUCGAAUAAUCGAGCAAAUGUAAAAUGUAAAACACAACGAAAGACUGUAGAUAAUAUCAAACAAUCGGUGGACACUUGUCAACAAAAAAUCAAAGAAAUUCAAGAUGAACAUGACAAGCGGUUAAUGGAACUAUUAAAACGUCAGCAAGAAGAGCAACAUGAACUCCAACAAAACUUCCGUCGUCAGCAAGCUGAAUUGACGAAAAUGUUACUUCCUUCCAAAUUGGAUCAAAUCCAUACUUCAACACCAGUAAAUACGAGUCCUAAUGAAUCAAUGAUCAACGAUAUUCAGAGUAUACCAAUGUCUUUCAAGAAAUUGAACAUAAGUUCAAAAGAAUUUGUUCACAAUGAUUCUCAAUUCAGUAUGAACAACUUGUCCAGUCAAUCAAGUUUGAGCUUUCAAGAAUCAACUGAAAUGUAUAAGACUUGCGUAGACCACAGCAUCAACAAUCGAUCAAAAAUACACGAUUGUUUGAAUUCAGACGGAAUUAAUAGCUACAUCAAAACUAUUGUGCAAACAAUACAAGAUAAAGAUCUUCAGGAGCUCUACCAAUUUAGAGGAUUAGAUGAACAAUCUCAAAUUCAGCACAAUGCGGCUAGUUUGAUAAACGCUUACGCCAGGGGUUAUCUAACAAGAAGGCUUUUCCAAACAGAAUGCGUACAGAAGGUAGUUGAAAUCAUUCGUGAUACCCUUCUUUUUAUUUUGGACAUGCAUCAUGAGAAUCGUACAGCAAAACGUUCACGAAGUCCUGUCGAUGUGCAGCGGAAAAGAACUUUGAUCCAGCAGUUGACGUCAGCGUGUGAUAAACUACAUCAAAUUUUCAUUGAAUCUAGUACUAAACAGCGUAUGGAAAUCAUCCGUCAAGAUAGAGAAAAAAUUAAACAUAAACUAGUGAAUCGUCCAAAAACGUCAAGAUCGAAUGAAUCUAGUAGAUCAGUAAAUUUUAAAUGCGAACGAUCUCUGGACAAACGAUAUCGCAAGCUUCAGUUGUGUUCAUUGUAUUCCGUCAAUAUUGAAGGAGGCUCAAUCGGCACAUUUGAUAACAAUGAAGAUAAUUAGCAGUAUGGAAUAAAUACAAAACAACUGUAUUUCAGACCUGAUCCACCUCAGAGAUAGACAUUGGCAUUGAAUCAAGUAGAUGGUAGCCUGCAACACGAUUACCCAUUGCAAACAAUCUACUCAUUGGAUUUAUCAAUUCUGCUGGUAACGACUGAAACCUAUUUUAUGAAAACUGUUCAAUUUUUUUCCGAAACAACCCUCACGAACGAUAGUGGUUAAAUAAAGUUAAAUUAAGUAGUCUAACCAUUAGCCGUCAACUACACAUUAGUAGAUACGUCGUUGAUUGACCUCAGUGAACCAGUUGGGAUCAUUUUGAACGUAAACAAUUUCAAAAAAUAUGUGAUUGAAUUAUUAUUUAUUUUUAUAUAAAACCUUUUGAAAAAUAAAUGUUUUUGUGAGUACAGAUUAAA
Malaya genurostris is the source of this 2203-nucleotide messenger RNA. RefSeq names its product centriolar coiled-coil protein of 110 kDa (gene Cp110). The record is from RefSeq and is a predicted model, not a curated record. Gene Ontology annotation, cellular component: centriole. The transcript is spliced from 4 exons. Gene Ontology annotation, molecular function: protein binding. NCBI's taxonomy places the organism in Eukaryota, Metazoa, Arthropoda, Insecta, Diptera, Culicidae. Gene Ontology annotation, biological process: centriole replication; centrosome duplication; regulation of cytokinesis. The coding region runs from base 99 to 1793 and encodes 564 amino acids.